Molecule: messenger RNA, 453 nt
Organism: Glossina fuscipes
Lineage: Eukaryota; Metazoa; Arthropoda; Insecta; Diptera; Glossinidae
Exons: 3
Coding region: 1-450 (149 amino acids)
Source: RefSeq, a predicted model, not a curated record
AUGAAUCACAAAGUGUGGCGUAAACCUUUACAUAAACGGAAAGCAUGGAAGCAAAUGCCUCUGUUUAGUAAACUGAUCUAUUACAUGCAACCCUUUGUGGAACAUCUAUUAGAUACUUGGCUGCAACCUUUACCAUUUCCUACCAUUCUUAAGUUUAUGCACUCAUGCAUUUUAAUGGUAUUCAUAUUUCUCCCCGUUUUAUAUCCCAUCCUAAUAAUGAUCGUUUAUUAUGGUAUAUUGCAAUACCUGAUUGAGAGUCAUUUCGAUAUACGUUAUACGAAUAAUGUGGACUUGAUACAUUAUAUUGAUUAUGUAUUCAAUUAUCGAAUGGCAAAUGAAAAACAUGCUCUAUUUGUCCAUCUAUACAUAGAGCGCUGGCGCUACGUGGCUGCUGCGCUGGCUUCGUUCGUCGAUUAUAUGCGUCUAAUAUUGUGCUUGAUGAUGGGUUAAGAC